Molecule: messenger RNA, 1365 nt
Organism: Pseudophryne corroboree (corroboree frog)
Lineage: Eukaryota; Metazoa; Chordata; Amphibia; Anura; Myobatrachidae
Gene: NDUFA10
Product: NADH:ubiquinone oxidoreductase subunit A10
Exons: 10
Coding region: 99-1154 (351 amino acids)
Biological process (GO): mitochondrial electron transport, NADH to ubiquinone
Cellular component (GO): cytoplasm
Source: RefSeq, a predicted model, not a curated record
GCAGCAGGCAGUAGGGAGGGCGCCCCUGUGACGUCACAUUGUGCGCCGUCGACUCCAAGAAGGUCCCCGGCGCAGAGUGUCCCUGGAAGGGCAGAGAGAUGCUGGGGAGAGCGGCGCUCCGUGGCCUGAGGGUGACCAGGAAAGUCGGGAUCGUUGGCGUGGCACAGCUUCAUGUCAGCUCAAGACAGGGGCUGAAGUAUGGCUUCUGGGCAUACAUGCUGGGUGAGAGAACCACCAAAAGGUUUGGACCAAACAGCAAGAUUAUCACAGUUGAUGGGAACCUGGCAUCCGGCAAAGGAAAACUGGCACAGGAACUGGCUGACAAUCUGGGUUUGAAAUAUUUUCCCGAAGCAGAUGUGAAUUAUGUUAACAACUCUUACGGUGAUGGAACAAUCCUGCCCUCCAAGUUCAGCGGCCUUUGCAGCCUGCAAAAGUUUUAUGAGGACCCCAGCUGCCCUGAUGGCAACUCAUACCGCUUGCAGGCGUGGCUGUUCAGCAUGCGGAUGAUACAGUAUUCUGACGCCUUGGAGCAUUUGCUGAGAACAGGUCAGGGAGUGGUAUUGGAGCGCUCUGCCUACAGCGAUUACGUUUUCCUUGAAGCCAUGCAGAAGAACGGAUACAUCCGCAAACAGUGUGUGGACCAUUACAACGAGCUGAAGAAUGUCAGCAUUGAUGAAUUCCUGCCUCCACACUUGGUUAUAUACGUGGAUGUUCCGGCCGCUGAGGUGUACAAGAGAAUACAAGAGAGAGGAAAUGCCGUUGAGAAGAAAGUUGCCUUAUCUUACCUUCAGAGCAUCGAGGACGUUUACAAAACAUCCUUCCUCCCAAAGAUCAGUGAGACCUCAGAGGUUUUGCAGUACACUGCUAGUGAAGUACAGAAUGUGGAACAGAUUGCUGAAGACGUUGAGUAUGUAAAGGUUACCAAGCCGCCAUGGACAGACCAGACCGACGUCAGUUACCAUCACUUGCGCAUGCUGGUGCAGAACAAAAGUAGGGUCACCAAUCUCUAUAUCCUGCCCAGCUUUAUUCCCGAAAUAACAGUCGGAGGCCUAGAAUACGACAAGUUGUACUAUGAAUACCGAUCUCUGCCGGGUAGAAAAUUUGCCAAGGGAUACAAUGAAGAUAUCGGGGACAAGUACAUUUGGCUGAAGUGAUUGAUCAGUAUUGAUCCUUGUACCCAGAAUCUGUUGUGCUCCAGUGACCAUCUCUGUCUCAACGGCUAACGAAGCUUUUCUGAUCAUCCGCCUGGUAAUGGGGGAGUAGUAAUGCUGUUGCCCCCUGUAGUGAUGGACUCCUCUUGGAAUAAAUCUUAUUUAUCUGUCACAUUUGUCAGUCUCAAACAUUAAUAAAGAAAUUCUAUGUAAA